CAAAUAAGAAAAAGAAGAAAUGAAUAGACGUGACCGCUUAUUAAAUAAUCGUUCCUUCAUCGCAAGCAAGGAAAAAGACCGUACAUUCCAUCAUUCAAAGCGUCAGUCUUAUAGAGGGAUUGGUACCCAUCACUCUAAGCUAAGAAAAGAGACUGACAUCCGGAGUUCGAUCAGGAGGAAAUCAGGCAGUUUUAUGAGUAUUCCUCUCGCUCUCAAAAGGAAGAAGAGCCUAAAUGAGUUAUUUACUAAAUAAAGCAAUGCCUAGGACAAUCCAGGUUCCUUCUGAUGACUUCAAGCCUCAUUGCAGCAAAAAGGUAGAAAUCGAUAGCCAGACUGACGAUAUGGAGAUUGAUGAGAAUAAUGAUAUAAACUCAACUAAGGUGCGAAACUUGGCUUCCUUCUACCCGUCCAAUUGCUUUAAAGCAAUGAAGGAUUUAGAGAAGAACAGCUAUAACUUUGGCCGCAGUAAGCUGCCCGACAUGCAUGACUGAGUCAGCGAUGAAGAGAAGCUGAGAGUAUUUCAUCAUAAGUGUCAAACUGAGAUGCUCAAGGAAAAGCUCCGAGAGCAAGACCUUGAAACUCUUGAUAUACCAGAGCAUCUUGGUGAAUAUGCCGAUGAGGUUUUUGACCAUAUGCACAAUACAGAAUUGCUGUACUCGCCCAAGUAUGGCUAUAUGAAAACUCAAAAAGAUGUUAAUGAAAAGAUGAGAGCGAUAUUAGUUGAUUGGUUAAUUGAGGUUCACUAUAAAUUCAAAUUACUGCCAGAGACUUUGUACAUCACCGUAAAUAUUAUUGAUAGAUAUCUUGAACUCAAGGAGAUUCAGAGGCAAAAGCUUCAGCUUCUUGGAGUCACAGCAAUGUGGAUCGCAUGAAAAUAUGAAGAAAUUUAUGCUCCAGAACUUAAGGAUUUUGUCUAUAUCACUGAUAAUGCAUAUGAACAAAAAGAUAUUCUUACACUCGAAUAUGAAGUUUUGAUGACUUUGGAGUUCAAUGUGACUACCCCUUCCGCUUAUAGAUUUUUAGAGAGGUAUGCCAAGCUGAUAGGAGCUGACUCCAAGACUUUCAACCUUGCUUGGUACCUUGUCGAACUCCCAUUGAUCGAAUACAAAAUGUUGAAGUACAAGCCAUCAGUGAUAAGCUCGGCUGCACUCUUCUUAGCAAAUAAGGUCUUGAAGAACAACAUUAGGUGGAACUCAGCCAUGAGCAGCCUCCAACUAUUUUCUUCGAGAAGGAAACCUAAACAUGAGGUUGAGGUGCCCAAAAUUGUGACUUAUUCCGAACAAACUCUCAAGCCUUGAGCCAAGGAUUUGUGAGUUUUGCUAUAUGGUAUUGACAAAAUUAGUCUGAAAGCCGUCAAAAAGAAGUUUUCAGAUAAGAAAUUUGACGAAGUCGCUCAGAUUUUGCUCAAAUAA
Molecule: messenger RNA, 1412 nt
Organism: Moneuplotes crassus
Lineage: Eukaryota; Ciliophora; Spirotrichea; Euplotida; Euplotidae
Source: the annotation of a GenBank genome assembly